AUGGGUGAAAAGCGGAAGAAUAUUUCUCUGGAAGAGAAGGUUUCUAUUAUUAAAAAAGUGGAGGCACCUCCUGGCCAAGCACGUGCUGCAAACAUUCCUAUAAACGGAACUAUUUUGAAGGAGAAGGCGCUUCAAAUAUCACUUCAGUUAGGAAUGGACAAUUUUAAGGCGUCCAAUGGAUGGAUUGAUAAAUUUCGACAGCGUCAUGGUGGUGUGUACAAAUCGGAAUGUGGAGAAAGUAAAAGUGUGGACGAACCAACUGUAGCUCAGUGGAUACAGGCUCUCCCUAAUCUGAUACAGGGCUACAAACUGCGUGACAUAACGCUGACGAAACCGGCAUGUUCUUCAAUUUAA
Schistocerca nitens (vagrant locust) is the source of this 354-nucleotide messenger RNA. Its product is annotated as tigger transposable element-derived protein 4-like. The transcript has 2 exons. Bases 1 to 354 code for a protein of 117 amino acids. The record is from RefSeq and is a predicted model, not a curated record. NCBI's taxonomy places the organism in Eukaryota, Metazoa, Arthropoda, Insecta, Orthoptera, Acrididae.